AUGUCAGAAAUAGUUCCAUUGUCUGUACGCGGCGCAGCAGGUGUUCUGAAUCAGUUGAUGAUUGUGUUUUCUCUGUUACUUUCGCAAAUACUGGGACUGCGGCAGCUAAUGGGCACCAAAGACUUAUGGCCGUAUUUGCUAGGGUUGAACAUUAUACCGUGCAUUCUUGGUUCGGCACUUUUGUUACUGUGCCCAGAAAGUCCUCGAUAUCUAUACAUCAUCAAGCGUGAUCCGGAAACCGCCCGUGCAGCUCUCCAGCGCCUAAGGAGUCCUGACCAUGACGUCGACACUGAAUUGACGGGAUUUUCGCGGGAAGCGAGCAUUGCAUCUCGAAAAGCAACUGUUCUUGAACUGUUGCGUAAACCGUACCUCCGCAUCGGUCUUAUGGUCGCCUUAUUGUCCCAGUUCGGUCAACAGCUUUCUGGUAUAAACGGAGUAAGUGUGUGGGUAAAUAUGCAUCGAGCAUGUGACCUAUGUAACCCGCUGCUGCAAGACUGGGUGUACUCGAACCCAGACAAGCCGAAUGAGGUAGCAGACAAAUCUGCCUACUUUGAUACCUGUAUCAGUCCCGGUAAUCUCGCGAAUGACCAUAUUUCUAUCCAAAUUGGAGAAGUCGGAGCAGCUUCCGCGACCUUGCAUCACAUGUGGCGGUUGAGUUUGCAACGCUGCUGUGCGCUUUAUAUUAUUAUACGGGUCAUAAACCUGGCAGCCACGCGCUUCGGACAUAUAAAAACUGUGUUUGACCAUCGGUGGCUCGGGAGCAUUUCCCUAGUCUGGUGCGAACACCUGAUCAGUGGCGUUGAAGUUGUCUACUAUUCCGUUGAAUUGUUCAAAGUAAAUGGUCUCACUGAUGAGCAGGCCACCUAUACGACAAUCGGCAUUGGCGGAUUUAUGCUGCUCAUCACCAUAGUCUCUAUAUUUAUUAUUGAGCGUGCGGGUCGGCGAAUCCUACUUAUUGGUGGUCUGGCUGUCGCAUUCCUGAGUUUGCUGUCUUUCACUUUCUGUAUGAUUGGCAAGCAGUAUGGCCAGGUGAGUUGGCCAAUCUACCCGGCUAUUGUGUCGAUCUACGUGUUCGUUUGCGGAUUCGGGAUUGGACCUGGCUCGAUCCCAUGGUUUAUCGCGGCCGAAAUGUUCACGCAGGAAACGAGGGAUGCUGCAAUCGGCGUGUCGGCAACGACCAACUGGUUAUGCAAUAUAGCGGUCGCACUGGGUUUUAUACAAAUGAUUAAAUACUUGGAAUUCUACUCCUUCCUGCCUUCGGCAUGCAUUCUCCUCGUGGUCAUCAUACUUCUCUAUAUUUACAUGCCCGAGACGAAGGGUAAGAGUGCUGACAUGAUUGAGGCCGAGUUCCGUCGCCGAACCGGCCUUUGUCACCGUGACUCGUACGAUUCGGAAUUUGCCGCUUCUUCCACUUCUGUCAUUCAGGCUGUCCUCGGCUAUCACUACACCGCAAAGGACAACACAAUCAAAGUGGAGUUGAACUGAUCAUUCAUCAAAAUUUCUUGUUCAUUUCUUCUUUUUAUGUCCCUUUCCUGUCGACUGUGUGCUCUGUUCCAUGACUUAUGCAUCAAA
Messenger RNA from Opisthorchis viverrini, 1572 nucleotides. RefSeq lists its product as hypothetical. Gene Ontology annotation, molecular function: hexose transmembrane transporter activity. The record is from RefSeq and is a predicted model, not a curated record. NCBI's taxonomy places the organism in Eukaryota, Metazoa, Platyhelminthes, Trematoda, Opisthorchiida, Opisthorchiidae. Gene Ontology annotation, biological process: monosaccharide transmembrane transport. The transcript is spliced from 10 exons. Gene Ontology annotation, cellular component: membrane. Bases 1 to 1485 code for a protein of 494 amino acids.